This is a messenger RNA of Xenopus tropicalis (tropical clawed frog), 1209 nucleotides long. It is a transcript of the gene prorsd1, whose product is annotated as prolyl-tRNA synthetase associated domain containing 1. Gene Ontology annotation, biological process: aminoacyl-tRNA metabolism involved in translational fidelity. Gene Ontology annotation, molecular function: aminoacyl-tRNA deacylase activity; catalytic activity, acting on a tRNA. The coding region runs from base 91 to 600 and encodes 169 amino acids. The record is from RefSeq and is a predicted model, not a curated record. The transcript is spliced from 2 exons. Lineage: Eukaryota; Metazoa; Chordata; Amphibia; Anura; Pipidae.
UAAAUAAAGUUUUGUUUAGAAGAGAAAAAAAACUCAGUUCCCCAGUAUCAGCCGCAGCAACGGGAUCGCUUGAUACAGCAUAGUGCCAGCAUGGCCGGGGAUUUGCGACAGGAGCUGCUCGCCUACCUGCAGGAGCUGGGCAUUCAGCCCGUGUGUGUGGAGCACCCUGAGGUAUUUACAGUGGAGGAGAUGAUGCCCCACGUGCAGCACCUAAAAGGAGCACACAGCAAGAACCUGUUCUUGAAGGACAAGAAAAAGAAAGGCUUCUGGCUGGUGACGGUGCUCCAUGACAGACAGGUGAAUCUCAAUGACCUGGCCAAAAAGCUAAAUGUUGGCAGCGGGAACCUCAGGUUUGCGGAUGAGGCCUCAAUGCUGGAAAAGCUGAAAGUCGGCCAAGGGUGCGCCACCCCACUCGCCCUCUUUUGCGACAAGGGAGAUGUGAAGUUUGUGCUGGAUGCCCAGCUUUUGGAAGGAGGGCACGAGCGGGUAUAUUUCCAUCCCAUGACUAAUGCAGCCACCUUGGGCAUAACGCCAGAAGAAUUUGUCACUUUUCUGAAAAAAACUGGACACGACCCUGUAAUUGUUCAAUUUGAUGGAUAACCGAGAGUUAGUGACUUGUAUAAACUACCCAAAACUGAAUAUAGGUGUGCAGAGCCAGAAGGUCUGGACUGGAGCUUCCAUGCCAAGUUCCAAACGCUCCUUUGCUUAAAGGGACAGUUUACCCCACCUUUCCAACAUAGGUGUUCUGAAUAGGGUUUGUGCAGAACAUACCUUUUGCCUAUUGUUUAAUAAUUAGGAAAUAUAUUUAUUUUUUUAUUUCUUGAACUAGACAGGGCAAAUGUGAAACUGAAACUAAAGCCACAUUCUACUUUCGAAGAGCAAAGUCAAACAAACUAGAAGCCCACUAAGAAGCCUCUUUUAAGAUAAAUAGCAGCUUAUUUUUAAAGAUGACAGACUGUAGCUGGGGAAGACAGGUUUAUACAUACAGAGGCUUCUCAGUGGGCUUCUGGUUUGUUUGACUUUGGAAUCAGGAAAUAAAAUCUGGCUAAAGAACAGGCAAAGAGUAUGUUCAGUACAAGCCUUAUUAGUCAUUGCACCAGUUUUGAAAAAGGGUUAUACUAAAGGUCCCCAUACACGGGCCGAUUGUAGCUGCCGAUAACGGUCCCUUGAACAGGGUUCUGUUAAUAAAUAUAAUCCAUUUCCAAAGUU